Molecule: messenger RNA, 1663 nt
Organism: Macadamia integrifolia
Lineage: Eukaryota; Viridiplantae; Streptophyta; Magnoliopsida; Proteales; Proteaceae
Product: EID1-like F-box protein 2
Exons: 4
Coding region: 364-1110 (248 amino acids)
Molecular function (GO): protein binding
Source: RefSeq, a predicted model, not a curated record
CUAACCUUCCCAACAAAGAGCCCUAAAUAGCGAUCACAUUUUAAAACUAGAAUGAGUUACAAAUUGAGAUGUGGAGGAAUUGAAUUGAUUCCUUCUUUCUGGGUGUCAUCGCUACUACUGUUCCUUCACUCCAAGAGGUGAGAGAGAGAGAGAGAGAGAGAGAGAGAGAGAGGCUCUGCUAGCUUCAUCGUUCAGCUAGGCGAUGAGUGAAUUUUCAGCGAAAACUAUCAAUAAUCGCUUAAUUGGACGAAACUAUCAUCAGGGUAAUGGUCAGAAGCCGUCAAUUUGUUGGGUAUUGAGAAGCUGAUUUCCUGCUAGGGUUUUCAAACGAUUCUGAUUGAGCUUUCUCAGGUGAGGUGUAAAAUGAUAGUAAUGAAGCAGUAUCGUUGUAUACACUCUUCAAGCUGUGCUUGCACUAAAGGGCAUCUAAAUGAAGAUGUGAUUUUCCUUGUUUUUCAACAUCUCAAUUGGAACCCUAGGCUGAUUGCCACUCUCUCUUGCGUCUGCAAAUGGUUUGAUGACAUUGCAAAACGGGUCCUAUGGAAAGAGUUCUGUCGGACACGAGCCCCCAAGAUGAUGCUUGAUAUGCAAUCUAGCGGGAGUCACAGUGUGGAUGGGAACUGGAAAGCCCUGGGGAAGCUGCUCAUUUACUGCUCUGGAUGCACCAAGGGUGGACUGUUUAAUAGCAUUCAGAUACCAGGCCACUUUGUUUACAGGACCCGGUUUUCUAGGACUUCAGGGAAAAGUUUUCUUUUACCUCAGUGCAGAAAUGAUGUUUUGUAUGUUUCUGACCCUUGUGAGCACCUCGAUCAGGGAGAGGAGGGAGAUGUGGGAUUCUUCCGGGGAGUUUUUAAGUCAUUUUCAGUAUCAAGGGUUAGGAAGAUGCUGAUUGAAAGGGAUGCCAAGUUCCAUCCAACAGAGGUUUGCCCAUAUUGCAAAGCGAAGCUGUGGAGCAUGCUACAGGCAAAAAUGAUACCAAAGAGUGCAUGCAGCAGAUUGGGUGCUUAUGAGGAUUGCAUCGAGUAUUACGUGUGCCUCAACGGGCAUAUGCUUGGGAUCUGCACUCUUCUGCCCCUUUCAGAUUCUGAGGAGGCAUCUGAGUUGGAGUGACGGUACAACUUGGAUCCAGGGAGGCUGGUUUCAGUCUGGACCAAUAUGUGCUAAAGGCUUCAGUCUUCCCCUUCUUGAUGGUGAAUUUUCUUGGCCUUUCCGCAUAUAAGAUACUAUAACUUUGUGAUUGAACUUGUUUCAGACUUGAAAUCCUAGGUCAAAGAAUGGGAAAGAGGAAUGCUCGGUUGUGGCCACAACAAGGUCUUGGUGAUCCCAUUGCCUACCAGACCAUGGUGAGGUCGAUGGCAAUAAUUUCAACAAUUUCACUUGUUCCAUUUAUGAGGUGGGAUUUCUAGUCUGUGACCUUUCAUGAGAUGGGGUGGGGGCAGAAUAAGAACCUAGAUUGCAUCAAGGAGUCAUCUUGAAAUACAGUUAUGGUUGUAAGUAUGUGGUUGUGCUACUAUUUGAAUUUGGAAACAAUCAAUGUUAUUGUGUUAAGGUUUAACACCUCAGUCAGAUAAGUAUCAUGCUUCUUGUUGAAGAUAGGUUUGUAUCGGAAUUUUACUGAUAUGCUUUUUGAUAAUUUCUAUAAUAAAACUAGGUCAUUUCAGUC